UGGAGGAGAAGGAGGAGGAGGCGGAGGGAGGGAGGAGGAGGAGGCCCCGUCGCGGCCUUCGCCGCCGCCAACGGGGCUGUCCCUGUAGCUCCCGAUGGAGUUUGAGGCCCUGAAACCGCCGCCGAGCUCUGCCCCGGCGAGACGAGGCGCCUCCGUCGCCGAGCCGCGCCGUCGCGGGGCUCCCGGGAGCGGCCCUUAGCGACCCCGCCCGGGCCCCUCAGCUUACAAAACACUACACAGCAAAAUAAUGAUCUGCUAGACUGCUAACCUGAGCAUCCAGCUUCCACAAUGCCUGUGCAGGCAGCUCAAUGGACAGAAUUUCUGUCCUGUCCAAUCUGCUAUAAUGAAUUUGAUGAGAAUGUGCACAAACCCAUCAGUUUAGGUUGUUCACACACAGUUUGCAAGACCUGCUUGAAUAAACUUCACCGAAAAGCGUGUCCUUUUGACCAGACUGCCAUUAACACAGACAUUGAUGUGCUCCCUGUCAACUUCGCACUUCUCCAGUUAGUUGGAGCCCAGGUACCAGAUCAUCAAUCAAUAAAGUUAAGUAAUCUAGGUGAGAAUAAACACUAUGAGGUCGCAAAGAAAUGCGUUGAGGAUUUAGCACUCUACUUAAAACCACUAAGUGGAGGUAAAGGUGUAGCUAGUUUGAACCAGAGUGCACUGAGCCGACCAAUGCAAAGGAAACUAGUGACCCUUGUAAACUGCCAACUGGUGGAGGAAGAAGGUCGUGUCAGAGCCAUGCGAGCAGCCCGUUCACUUGGAGAAAGAACUGUAACAGAAUUGAUAUUACAGCACCAGAACCCUCAGCAAUUGUCUGCCAAUCUAUGGGCUGCUGUCAGGGCUCGAGGAUGCCAAUUUCUAGGGCCAGCUAUGCAAGAAGAAGCCUUGAAGUUGGUAUUGCUGGCAUUAGAAGAUGGUUCUGCCCUCUCAAGGAAAGUUCUGGUACUUUUUGUUGUGCAAAGACUAGAACCAAGAUUUCCUCAGGCAUCAAAAACAAGUAUUGGUCAUGUUGUACAACUGCUGUAUCGAGCUUCUUGUUUUAAGGUUACUAAAAGGGAUGAAGAUUCUUCCCUGAUGCAGUUAAAGGAGGAAUUUCGAAGUUAUGAGGCACUACGCAGAGAACAUGAUGCUCAAAUUGUUCAUAUUGCUAUGGAAGCAGGACUCCGUAUUUCACCCGAGCAAUGGUCCUCACUGCUGUAUGGGGACUUGGCUCAUAAAUCUCACAUGCAGUCUAUCAUUGAUAAGCUACAGUCUCCAGAAUCAUUUGCAAAAAGUGUCCAGGAAUUGACAAUUGUUUUGCAACGAACAGGUGACCCGGCUAAUCUAAAUAGGCUGAGGCCUCAUUUAGAGCUUCUUGCAAACAUAGACCCUAAUCCAGAUGCUGUUUCACCAAGUUGGGAGCAGCUAGAAAAUGCAAUGGUAGCUGUUAAAACAGUGGUUCAUGGUCUUGUGGACUUCAUACAAAAUUACAGUAGAAAAGGCCAUGAGACACCCCAGCCUCAACCAAACAGCAAAUACAAAACUAGCAUGUGCCGAGAUUUGCGACAGCAAGGGGGCUGUCCACGAGGAACAAAUUGUACAUUUGCCCAUUCUCAGGAAGAGCUCGAAAAGUAUCGAUUAAGGAACAAAAAGAUCAGUGCGACUGUAAGAACAUUUCCUCUUCUAAAUAAAGUUGGUGUAAACAACACUGUCACAACCACAGCCGGAAAUGUCAUUUCUGUCAUAGGAAGUACUGAGACAAGUGGGAAAAUUGUUCCAAGUACAAAUGGAAUUUCAAACACCGAAAGCAGUGUUUCCCAGCUAAUCCCACGUAGCACUGACAGUUCAAUAAGGACUCUGGAGACUGUGAAGAAAGUCGGGAAAGUUGGCAGUAAUGGUCAGAAUGCUGCUGGGCCCUCUGCAGAGUCUGUAGCGGAAAAUAAAAUUGGCUCUCCACCCAAGACUCCUGUAAGUAACGUAGCUGCUACCUCCACUGGGCCCUCUAAUUUUGGAACAGAGCUGAGUUCUGUGCCUCCAAAAUCCAGCCCAUUUCUAACUAGAGUUCCAGUCUAUCCUCAGCAUUCUGAAAACAUUCAAUAUUUUCAAGAUCCAAGGACUCAGAUACCCUUUGAAGUUCCACAAUAUCCCCAAACAGUUCUCUGAGAGUGUGAGUGGCACAAAAUUUGAGGAAGAUCAUCUUUCCCAUUAUUCUCCCUGGUCUUGUGGCACCAUAGGCUCUUGUAUCAGUGCCAUUGAUUCAGAGCCCAAAGAUGUCAUUGCUAAUUCAAAUGCUGUGCUAAUGGAUCUGGACAGUGGAGAUGUUAAAAGAAGAGUGCAUUUAUUUGAAACUCAGAGAAGGACAAAAGAAGAAGACCCAAUAAUUCCCUUUAGUGAUGGACCCAUCAUCUCAAAAUGGGGUGCAAUUUCCAGAUCCUCACGUACAGGUUACCAUACAACAGAUCCUGUCCAGGCCACUGCUUCCCAAGGAAGUGCAACAAAGCCCAUCAGUGUAUCAGAUUAUGUCCCUUAUGUCAAUGCUGUUGAUUCAAGGUGGAGUUCAUACAGCAAUGAGGCCACAUCAUCAGCACACUAUAUUGAACGGGACAGGUUCAUUGUUACUGAUUUGUCUGGCCAUAGAAAGCAUUCCAGUACUGGUGACCUUUUGAGUAUUGAACUUCAGCAGGCCAAGAGUAACUCAUUACUUCUUCAGAGGGAGGCCAAUGCUCUGGCCAUGCAACAAAAGUGGAAUUCCCUGGAUGAAGGCCGUCACCUUACUUUGAAUCUUCUAAGCAAGGAAAUUGAACUGAGAAAUGGAGAGAGUGAUUAUACAGAAGACACAGUAGAUACUAAGCCCGAUAGGGAUAUUGAGUUAGAACUUUCGGCACUUGAUACUGAUGAACCUGAUGGACAAAGUGAACAAAUUGAAGAAAUUCUGGACAUACAACUUGGUAUCAGUUCUCAAAAUGAUCAGUUGCUGAAUGGAACAGUAGAAAAUGGUCAUCCAGUCCAGCAGCACCAGAAGGAGCCAAUAAAACAGAGGAGACAGAGUUUAGGUGAAGACCGUGUGAUUCUGGAGGAGCAAAAAACAAUUCUGCCGGUAACGUCUUGCUUUAGCCAGCCACUCCCAGUGUCCAUUAGCAGUUCCAGUUGCCUCCCCAUCACCACGUCUGUCAGUGUUGGCAGCCUCAUUCUGAAAACUCAUGUUAUGUCUGAAGAUAAAAACGACUUUUUAAAACCAAUUGCAAAUGGGAAGAUGGUUAACAGCUGAAAGGAGGUUCAUCUUUCAAAUUUGUGACCACACCAUGGAAGCAUUUACACUAGCUUUUUAUAUAUAUAAUAUAUAUUAUAUAAUGUAUAUUUUUUUUAAAAAAAAAGAUAUUACUGGGGGCAUCCAUUUCCUGUGGACUCUUUGAUACUUCAAGCCCUCUUGCAUUAGCAUUAUGAAAAAAAAAAGGAAAAUUUACUUUACUAGGGUAACGUUCACUUUCCAGAAGUGAUUGGAAUUUGGACAACAUUUAACUUAAGCUUCAAGCAGCUUUUUAUGAGUUUGUAGCAACCCGGUGCAGUAACUGAGCCAUUUCCUAUUUUAAAUGGCUUCUACAGUAAAUUAACAACUCAGUUAUUAAACUAGCAGGAUCCUACAAUGAUACAUCUAGUGAAAGUAGACUUAAUUAACUUAUUUAUUUCUAUUUUAUGUUUCACUGAGAGAAAUUUCCAUCUCAUUCCAGCUGCUUUAUUUAUCUUUUUCAUUGGACUUUGCAUGGAUUUCUUUCUUCUUUUUUUUAAUUUUACUUUUUAUUUUGAAGAGUGGAGUUAGAUGUUCUUACCAUAGAAUUUUACAGGGUUAUAUACUAGCUUUCUUUACUGCAUUAUAUGUAGGAGUGUGGUGCAGUGCUUUUAUCUGUAGCAUUUAAUUUUUUUAAUUUUCCAUUUUUCAAGAAUAGUUUCUGCGUUAAUAUUUAUACACAGGCUACUUGUUGAAGUAAUUAAUUAAAAUAUAACCAAGUGCCUAAGUCUUUCAGCUGAUGUACUAGAUAUUAAAUUCUCCUAAGUUAUGCAGAAUCGUUUUUACAAUUUUGAUAAAUUAUGCACUAAUGUAAUGGCAGUUUUUUAAAAUGCAGAUGUAAGCCUGUACAUUAUUGAAUCUGAUGACUUGGCAAAAGAAUCAGGUGCUUUCAGCUUUCUUGAGAAAACCCUGUAUGUAGCCUUUGCACUGAUUACCAAGAUGGGAUUGCUGGGUCUUUAAUUUAAAGAAAUUAAUUUGGAUGUUCAUUGCAUUAUUUUAGUUAGAUAUUGUUUUUUGUUUUUUCGUGUUGGGUUUAAUUUUCUGUGUUUUCUGUUAGGUUGAUAAGACUUUGAACCAUGUAGUAGUAGAACAUUGGCUAACACUUACCCAUACUUAAAACAUGAAUAAUUUCUGCCCUGCUGUGACUAAAUUUGUUUUCACAUUACUGUGACUGAAAUUGUUUUCACUUGGCAUCAGAGAAUAUGCAGUGUGUUCAGCUGUGCCCCAGGUUUGUGGGUGGUAUUUUACUGAAACUUAAAUUUCAGUCAAUGUUUAAAGACAAAAGCUGGGCAUUCCUUCCUGGUGGGUGGUCUUACCUAUAGUUUUAUCUUUUUGUUUUUCCUCCAUUUCUUUAAGAUUAGUUUGACUUUUAUUAUUUUUUUAAUUAACUUCUGUGAAGUUGUUUACUCUGAAAAUUGUACUGGAAUAUUUUAAGCCAAGCUGAUCUUUCACCAGGUGUACUGUAUGUAAGGGCUUUUCCUGCUAGCAAGAUGCUUAAACAGGAUCAUGUUAUUGGUCGUCUGAGCUAUUUAGUUAUUUUACAAAACCACAACAUUGUAUCAGAUAAGAUUUUGAUAAAAGUUUUGUGCACAUUUCCAGGGGUGGGAGGGUUGACAUUUCCCUGAAAUUUCUUGAUCAGAAUGAGUAAGUACUGGUGUUUGAUACCUGUCUUAAUGAACAUGCUCAUAAGGUGACUGAUAAGUUGUAAAUAUACCUGAGAAACAAAGGGGGUAGUUUUGAUAUUCUGGUGUCAGUAUGGAAGAUCUUACACAUUUAUUUAAUACUCAAGUGUAUGAAGAUGUUCGUUUGUAGCAUAACAGCACAGUAGCCUUGACUGCGUUUCCUUUGGUUAGUACUGUACCUUUUUGCCAUGGCCAGUGCUCCCCAUCCCUACAAAGACAUUUUAUUUAUUUCUCUCUGUAACCUGAAAUGAAUAGGAACAAGAGUUUUAAACCAUGUUACAUUAACUUAUUUCUGACAUUAUAAAUUAGCCUAGGAUAUUACAGGAACCUGAUUGUUAUAUAAUUUAUAUCAGAACCUUUCUAUAAAUAUGAGCUUACUACAUUUGAAAUGCUUCCAAUGUACUUUUUUUUUUCUGCUGUUUGUAAUUCCAAAAAGGAUAUGUAAACCAGUCUGUCUAUUUCAUGGAUAUUUAAUAGUGAGAUCUUCCAUGUUGAAGGUAAUGUAUUUUUUUUUAAGAUUUUAAAAUUGCUAUUUUGUUACAAAAUAGAGACCUAUUAACAGUUUGAGAGCUCCUUAUGUGCCCUCAGGGAAAGAACCCUCUGUGCAACAGAACUACACAAAACAUCUUCAGCAUGUUCUGAGGGUGAAUAUAUACUACAUAAAUUGAUCUUGUGUAUUUAACCUUAUCUUUUUAAUUUUAAAAUUGAAAUUUUGAAACUUGGUUGUGCUCUGCUGGAGGGGGUUGGGAUGCUUAGGUGUUUGCCUACUUGUCCAGUAAAUUACAUUUGCAUCAAUGUAUGUAUAUACCUGCCAACCUUAUUGGUAUGUCUCAAAACAUUUAUAUUAAAAUAAUGCUUGUCUUGCAGCAGGUGAUCCCAUAAAACAGUAACUCAAGAUUCUUAAAGUCUUGCUCUUUUUCACUAACAACAUACGAAUUGUUUGUGUUGAGGUUAUUCUGUGCUGCAUCUUUAUGUGAUGACCACCUACUGUCUUGUCUGUUUUGGUGGGUUUAAUGUGAAAUAAAGCCAUUAGGUCUCUGCCACAUUAGAAGAAAGAACAGUUCAUCUGACCUUCUUCAGAAUGGUACCUACUGAUGUCCUAGAGGAAAUAGUACAAACAGACCUGCCUAGAAUGUGGCUUUUUAAAUUGGGGCAAUUGUCACUAUCCCUUUACCAAAACAUUAUGAUGUACGCCUUUGGAAUUAGAGGCUACAGAGCAAUAGAAGAGGAAAUUUGUAAUGUUGAUAACUAAACUGCAUGUUAACCUAUGGGGCUAAUUAGGAAAAAGCAGUCUGAAAUCUGAAAAACAAGAAAAUGGUAUGUUUUUCCUUUCUUUGUUAUAAUUUUCAGUUUCUGAGUCCAAUUCCUGAGUCCAUUUGCCUCAUUCCAAUUCUGUGAAUAUAGUGUCACUGUUCGUCUUUUAGGCUCAUUUCAUUUUGUGAAUUACACCAAUCAUAUGUAUGUUCCAUCUUGUUAGUACCUAAACAGAUCAGAUUCUAUCUUUGCUACCAUGACUUAUUUCAGUGCCAUGCAAUGAAUCACUGAAUGUGAGGAAAGUUGUACAUUGUAAUUUUUCAGUAAAGGUAGCUCAUUACACCUGUGGCACUGAUUACCUCCCUAUUUACUCUAAAAGAGAAUUAAACCUCCCAUACUAAAACUGAAAUUUUCCAUUUAUGUGGAUCCUAGUCACUUUGACCUAGAUUUCAAGUUGAUGCUGAGUUACAAAGCACAUCUGAUUUUGUAAUACUGCCUUGAGAAUAUUAAAGAAUGCACAGUGAUUUGUAGGAAUUUUGAAUGGGAUCACUUAAAUAUUUUAAAAAUUUGAGUUUAAAACCAUACCUUAUUUUAGCAUUUUAGAUGUGUUAAAGUCCAUGUUGUCUUGUUAACCAGGGUUGGAACUUGUAACAAUCAGAUUCAGUAUAUGAUUUUGCCUCUGAAUCUGAGUAUUUCUUCCCUUGCUUCUUUGAGUCAUUUUCUGAGCAGACUGUCACUAGUAUUGGUAGCUAAUCACUAAAGGGAAAAGUUGCAUUGCAACUAUGUAUUAGUUUUCUAGAAGAACUUUCUUGUGUUUUAGUGACUAAAGAGUAUUGAUGGGAUCACUUACUGUAACUCCUUCUACAGAAGGACCCCUUCUGCAAGCAGAACAUAAAUGAACAUGCUCAAGGAGUAUCCCGUUUUCUAGAAACUGUUUGCUAGUAACUCCUUUAUACUAGCUGUUCCUUUGUAUGCCUUUGCUGGCAAGGGAAUACAAGGAGCCAAAAACCACAGAUCAGAACACCCCACAUUUGAGUGGAGACUUAUUUUUACUCUCUAAGGGCAGUUAUUCCCCCAAAUCCAAAACUGGCAGUUUAUUUUUCUUUUUAACAUAAAAAAUUAAAAAUAUCCCCCAAACCAGUGGAAAACAGACACUGGCUGCACUUAGUACUGCCAAAAGCCAAGGUCAUUUGCACAUAUUCCAUCAACCUGUUGAGAAUUAGGCCUCACUUUAUAACCCAAGGCAUGGAAGUGCAUGCAUUCUCUUAGCUGGGCAAACAAUUAUACUGUAGUUGUGAUACAACACAUGUGGCUUUUAUUUGUACUGCACAUAUCCACUGUACAGCCACUUGGGAGUAUCGUGGUUAGCUUGCAGCAACUGCUGUCUGCAUUUAUACUGUUUAUUGCAUAUUCUUUUCCCUGGAAGUGAAAGAAAAAUGUUUUUCUUGUUGCAUUGAUAACACUUUAUAAAUUGCUUAGCUGGAAAGUUUGGGAAAAGAGGCCUGUUUGUCAAUUGUACAACCGAUUGUGAAGCUUAGUGUGAAUAUUUUUACGUCUGUAUUAGACAUUUUCUUUGCAAAUCUAUUGUUCGAUUGAAAUGUAAAUGAAAUUAAAGAUGGUGUACACCCAUCAUGUAAAAAGCAGGCACCAUCUCUAAGAUGGAUUUAAUGCUCAUUUUUAAGGCAUAUACUCAGCUUCUAUUUAAAACUAUAAUUUAAAAUAAUUCUGUACAAUGAAAUGGGGAAUAUAUGUGGGAAUAAAUUCUAUUCCAUUUAUUUCAAUUUGAAUUUCCAAAUUGUAAUAUUUCCCUUUGUGCUAUAGGAAUAGGAUUAAAUGGGGGAAGGCUAGGACUCAAAGGCCUGUAUGGGGGGAGGGCAGAGAUGGAACAAUGAGGGUUGUGAUGAUAGUGAAUAGCAAAGAGUGAAUUCUGUGUGUUUUUGCUGUAGCACUGAAGUGAAGAGAUAUUAGCUUUGGCUGUUCACAAAAUAGAGCAUCAUGAUUUUCAGUGUUUGAGAGAAAAUUGAUGGAAAAAGUUUGCAGUACUUGACAUGUAUUUGCAUGCACAAAAUAAAAUUAUUUGUCCACCUUAAAA
Molecule: messenger RNA, 8296 nt
Organism: Nannospalax galili (Upper Galilee mountains blind mole rat)
Lineage: Eukaryota; Metazoa; Chordata; Mammalia; Rodentia; Spalacidae
Gene: Rc3h2
Product: ring finger and CCCH-type domains 2
Molecular function (GO): metal ion binding
Source: RefSeq, a predicted model, not a curated record